Phycomyces blakesleeanus NRRL 1555(-) is the source of this 885-nucleotide messenger RNA. RefSeq lists its product as hypothetical. The record is from RefSeq and is a predicted model, not a curated record. The transcript has 3 exons. Bases 1 to 885 code for a protein of 294 amino acids. NCBI's taxonomy places the organism in Eukaryota, Fungi, Mucoromycota, Mucoromycetes, Mucorales, Phycomycetaceae.
AUGGCUGUUGCCGACAUCCUUUUUCUUGCACUGAUAGAUCACAGACCCGCCAUAAUGAAGAUAUAUGGUCAACGUACCUUAAGCAAUAUGUGUAAUCAAGUACUGGGCGAAUUGAUGCAUGCGAACACUGCUAAGAUUAGUGAUAGCUAUUUUAUCAAGGUGACUGAUACAAUCAACUCUGUAGAUAGCAAGGCAAUAAGCAUGCGUGACAACAAACGUGAUCUGUUGAACUUGGCUGCAACAAUGAACAAUACCAUUGGCAAUGUUAUUAAAGGACUAGCAAACUUGUUAAUGAAAUUGCCACGCCUGUCCGUCUUAAAUAUGUCCAAAAUUGUUGAAGUGGAGCUGCAAUCCACCUAUUUUGACAUGUUCUUGCCUGAGAUUUUUGCAGAUAAAGACCAACAAGUGGCCUUACAGUGGGCAGACAAAUCAGUACACCAAGAUCUUACUGAAAUGCGGCCAGACGCCAUUAUAUCAACGCUUGUGCAGCAUGAAUUUGAAUGUCUUUUUGGAUUCAGUGAAGCCAAGCGCGCCAUCGAAUGGCAUGACCUACCAGCUUGUUUAGCUUUUAUGAUAAAUGAAUAUUCUAUCUCCUUUUUUAUUGUAUCUAAACGCCACGAUUGUCUUUACACCAUGACGGAAAUUGCCUCUCUGGACUUCGCUUCUUCAUUAUCUAAUUUGCACACUUUUGCAACUUGCAAAAAUUUGGAUCUCCUUGCUGCAGUAAGCCAUUGUUUUUGGUCGAUCUGUACCCAUGAUCUACCAAAUACUGCCACUGCUACAAUUCUUCAAGAAAGACUUGAUUACCUUGUCCCAAUAUCAAAUUAUAUGUCACUCAUGGCCAAGUCAAGCAAAGGAACCCUUGGUCAAUUGUCUCAAUAUUGA